AUGGCUAUGCUACGUGUGAGCCGCUCAUCUUUAUGGGCUGCUCGUCAAUCCGGCCCCUUCCUUCGUUCGCCAGCACGGUCGCGACAUAUCCGCUCCUUUGCCUCUGUGACCGACCUCAACACACUCCCCAAGCCCGGAGAGAAGCUACAUGGCUUCACAUUGCAGCGGACCAAACAUCUGCCCGAGUUAGAGCUCACCGCUCUUCAGCUUCAGCAUGACAAGACAGGGGCGGAGUAUUUGCACAUCGCAAGAGAUGAUGCCAACAAUGUUUUCUCCAUCGGCUUCAAGACCAAUCCUCCAGACCGGACGGGCGUGCCACAUAUCCUCGAACACACGACGUUGUGUGGUAGCAAAAAAUACCCCGUCCGCGAUCCAUUCUUUAAGAUGCUUCCUCGCUCCCUCUCAAAUUUCAUGAACGCCUUCACCUCUUCCGACCACACGACAUACCCCUUCGCUACCACGAACGCGCAAGACUUCCGAAAUCUCAUGUCCGUAUAUUUAGACGCCACUCUGAACCCGCUACUCAAAACACAAGACUUCCACCAGGAAGGGUGGCGCAUUGGACCCGAGAAUCCCCUUGCGGAGGUCGAAGGCGGCUCUGAAUCCGCCAAAAGUCCUUUGGUGUUUAAAGGUGUGGUGUACAAUGAGAUGAAAGGUCAAAUGUCCGAUUCAGGCUACCUCUAUUAUAUCCGCUUCCAUGAGCAGCUGUACCCGUCAUUGAACAACUCUGGAGGCGAUCCUCAGGCGAUUACCGAUCUAACAUAUGAGCAACUCCGGAAUUUCCAUGCGGAUCACUACCAUCCAAGCAACGCGAAAGUGUUCACAUAUGGCGACAUGCCAGUGACAGACCAUCUCCCAGGCAUUGGCCAGUUUCUGGAUUCGUUUGACAAGAUUGCAGUCGAUCACAAUAUUAAGCACCCUAUUUCGCUCGAUAGCCCCAAGGAAGUGACGAUCAAAGGACCAAUCGAGACUCUUGUCCCACUGGACCGGCAAUACAAGACAUCUAUUACUUGGCUCAUGGGGGACACUUCCGACGUUGUGGAAAACUUCUCCUUGAGUAUUCUCUCUUCGCUGUUGAUGGAUGGUUAUGGCUCGCCACUAUAUCAGUCUCUGAUCGAAAGUGGCUUGGGUCUCGACUUCUCUCCAAAUACAGGAUACAGUGCGUCAACUAGGAGGGGCGUAUUCUCCGUCGGUGUGACCGGUGUUCGGAAAGAAGACACUCCAAAGGUCAAGGAGACCAUCCAAAAAGUGUUUGCGGACAGUCAAGCGAACGGUUUCAACGACGUGAAGGUGCAAGGCAUCUUACACCAGUUGGAACUUGGACUUAAACAUAAGACGGCGCACUUCGGCAUGGGACUGGUACAGCGCUUGAAGCCAUCGUGGUUCAACGGAAUUGAUCCAUUCGACGCUUUGGCCUGGACGGAGGUGGUCGAUGCUUUCAAGCAGAGAUAUGAAGCAGGCGGUUAUUUUGAAAGCCUGAUUGAGAAAUAUCUUGUCAAUGAGCGGACUUUCACCUUCACUAUGGAACCCUCGGAGUCGUAUGCCCUGGAUCUCCAGGCAGAAGAGCAGGAAAGGCUAUCGACCAAGAUCGCCGAGGCGUCUAAGGAUGUCUCCUCCGCAGACGAGGCAUAUGCACGAUUGGCCGAGCGUGAGCUUGAGCUCGUUCGUGUUCAAGAAGAAGCAAGAAACCAGGAUCUAAGCUGUCUGCCCUCCGUUCACGUAAAAGACAUUCCAAGGCAAAAGGAGCGCAAUCCGGUCUCGGACUCGAACGUGGAGAAUGUCCGAGUGCAGUGGCGGCAGGCUCCCACCAAUGGCCUGACUUAUUUCCGUGCCAUCAAUGUCCUCGAGGGUCUUCCAUCGGAGCUCAGAUCCAUGCUUCCACUGUUCUCGGAUGCAAUCCUUCGGCUGGGGACGAAGAAAUUGACCAUGGAACAGCUGGAAGAGCAGAUCAAGCUCUAUACCGGAGGAAUCAAUUUUGGCUACCAUUCAACCACGUCCCCGCACAACCUUUCGCACUUUGAAGAGGGCUUCAGCGUCUCGGGGAUUGCCUUUGACCGAAACAUUCCCACCAUGUACGAGCUGAUCCGUACUUUGAUCACCGAGACCAACUUCGACGGACCCGAAGCCGAAUCCAAAAUUCGCGAGCUGUUGCAAACGGCCUCCAGCGGCGCAAUGGAUGCCAUCGCCAGCUCCGGGCACGCGUAUGCUCGGAGAUACGCUUUGGCGGGAUUGAGCCCGGCGGGCCAAAUCCGAGAAGAAACGUCCGGUCUGGCACAGGUGCAGCUGCUGACCGCUUUGUCCAUGCGCAACGCGUCCGAAGGUCUGAAUGAUGUGGUCGACAAACUCAAGCAAAUCCAAGCCUUCGCGCUUUCGAAAACACAGGGCUUGCGUUUAUCGAUCAACUGCGGCCCCGAAAGCGUCCAGGCGAACGAAAAGGCAUUGCAGCGAUUCAUGAGCGGCAUGUCAUCCCCCGCAGCCAGUUUCGAUCAGGUACAGCCCUGGAGCCCGCAAGAAGCGACGAAGAUUUUCUUCCCGCUACCAUAUCAGGUUCACUAUGCUGGCUACGCUGUUCCCUCCGUGCCGUACGUGGAUCCAUCCGGCGCAUCGCUUCAAAUACUCGCGCAGCUGCUUACCCACAAGCACCUCCAUCACGAAAUCCGAGAGAAGGGCGGUGCGUAUGGAGGCGGUGCGUUCUCGCAGGGCCUGGAAGGAGGCUUCGGCUACUACAGCUACCGUGACCCGAACCCGCUGAACACCAUCAAAAUCAUGGAGGAGGCGGGUGUCUGGGCCCGAGACCGCACCUGGACCGAGCGAGACAUCGAGGAAGCCAAGCUCAGCGUUUUCCAGUCCCUUGAUGCGCCGAAGAGCGUCAGCCAAGAGGGCAUGACCCGCUUCGUGUCAGGCAUCGACGAUGGGAUGGCGCAGAAGCGACGGGAACAGCUCCUCGAUGUCACGCCUCAGGACGUUACGGACGCCGCGGACCGUUUCUUGAUCCAAGGAGCGAAGCACGGCAGAUAUGCGUUGCUAGGGCCCAACCGAGACUGGAUCACCGAGACAGCUGGUUGGAAGUUCGAGAAGCUCGAACUCAAUCAGCUGGACUCCGCUUAA
Molecule: messenger RNA, 3108 nt
Organism: Eremomyces bilateralis CBS 781.70
Lineage: Eukaryota; Fungi; Ascomycota; Dothideomycetes; Eremomycetales; Eremomycetaceae
Exons: 2
Coding region: 1-3108 (1035 amino acids)
Biological process (GO): protein processing
Cellular component (GO): mitochondrial matrix
Molecular function (GO): metal ion binding
Source: RefSeq, a predicted model, not a curated record